AUGGGGAAAGGAUUCUACAUCAGCAAAGCGGUGGUGGUAACCUGUGUGGUAGUAGCCAUCAGCGCCGUGGCCACCAUCAUAGCCCUGUCUGUGGUUUACAGUCAGGAGAAGUCCAAGAAUGAAGCUACAGCUCCAUCCACUAUCAGCCCAAAUACCGCCACCCCCAGUACCCAGCCCCCCGCCACCACACCGUCCACUCCAAAGGAGCCCUGGCAGCGCUACAGACUCCCAGACUCCCUCGCUCCUAUCUCCUACAACGUGACCCUGUGGCCUCGGCUGGAGCCCAACGCAGAUGACUUGUACAUCUUCAGUGGAAACUCCAAAGUGGUCUUCAAAUGUGUGAAGGAGACCGACCUCAUCCUCAUCCACUCCAACAAGCUGAACCUAACCACCUUCAAGGAACACCAUGCCACGUUAACGGGCCUGGAUGGAGCCACUGCACCUACAGUGAAAAAAACCUGGUUGGAGGCUCCCACCCAGUACCUGGUGGUCCAGCUCAACAGCCCACUGCAGGCCGGCAGCAUAUACGAGCUCUUCACUGACUUUGUUGGAGAGCUGGCCGACGACCUGGGUGGAUUCUACAGGAGUGAAUACAUUGAAGACGGUGUAAAAAAAGUUGUGGCCACAACGCAAAUGCAGCCAACAGAUGCGAGGAAAGCCUUCCCCUGCUUCGAUGAGCCAGCUAUGAAAGCUGUCUUCCACAUGACGCUCAUUCACCCCCAGGAGACCGUAGCUCUGUCCAAUUCCAUGAAUUAUGACCCUGUCAACAUCACUAUGCAUGGCCUGAAUUUAACCCAGACAAGAUUUGAACCCACAGAGAUUAUGUCAACCUACUUGCUGGCUUUUGUUGUGUGUGAAUUUACCUACAUUGCGUCGAAACCAGAAGCAGAUGUUUUGGUCAGGAUCUGGGCUCGCAGGAAAGCCAUAGAGGAGGGCCAAGGAGACUAUGCCCUUGAGAAGACUGGACCCAUACUGGCAUUCUUUGAGAAAUACUACAACUCUUCCUACCCCCUGAAAAAAUCAGAUCAGAUCGCUCUUCCUGACUUCAGUGCUGGAGCCAUGGAGAACUGGGGCCUGAUCACCUACAGAGAGACCGCCCUCUUAUAUAAUCCUGGUGUGUCGUCCAAUGGAGACAAGGAGUGGGUGGCAACAGUCAUCUCCCAUGAGCUCGCUCACAUGUGGUUUGGGAACUUGGUGACCACGAGGUGGUGGAAUGACUUGUGGCUCAACGAGGGAUUUGCCACCUACGUCUCUUAUCUUGGAGCCAACAAAGCUGAACCAACGUGGAAUAUGAAAGAUUUAAUAGUUCUGAAUGAAAUCUUUGGUGUGAUGGCUGUGGACGCUUUGGCCUCCUCCCAUCCCCUUUCAUCCAAAGAGGAGGACAUCCUGAAGCCAGAGCACAUCAGUGAACUGUUUGACUCCAUCACAUACAGCAAGGGGGCUGCAGUCCUCAGGAUGCUCUCUGAGUUUAUCACUGAGUCUGUCUUUUCCAAAGGACUCCAUACAUACUUAGAGGAGUUCAAGUAUAAUAACACAGUCUACACAGACCUUUGGAAGCACCUGCAAAUGGCAGUGGAUAAAGCUGGCAUAUCGCUACCCAGCCCUGUGGAGGUUAUCAUGAACCGAUGGAUCCUACAGAUGGGAUUCCCUGUGGUCACCAUUGACACCAAGACUGGAAGUAUCACUCAGAAACACUUCCUGUUGGAUCCAGACUCUGUAGUGGACAGACCUUCACCGUUCAAUUACGAGUGGUAUGUUCCCAUUACAUGGAUUAAGACUGGUGUAGAAAAAGAACAGUACUGGCUUGUUGCCAAAGAAGCUACAAACAAGAACAUGACUCUUGGUGUUGAUGAGUGGUUGGUGGCCAACAUAGAUAUGAGAGGCUUCUACAGAGUCAACUAUGACUCUGACAACUGGGAGCGUCUCCUCACCCAACUGGGCUCCAAACAUACGGAUAUUCCAGUGAUCAACCGGGCUCAAAUUAUCGAUGAUGCUUUUAACCUUGCAAGGGCAAAGAUGGUGAACACAACUCUGGCCCUGAGGACUACUAAGUUCCUCCAUGAAGAAGUAGAAUACAUGCCAUGGCAGACAGCCAGGCGCAACUUGGACUACUUCUACCUCAUGUUUGACCGCAGUGAAGUGUAUGGACCCAUGCAGGCUUACAUAAAGAAACAGGUCACGCCUCUGUUUGACUACUUCAAAGAUCUCACUGUCAACUGGACAAAGAUCCCUGAAAAGCACACUGACCAGUACAAUCAGGUGAAUGCAAUCUCCUUGGCCUGCAGUACUGGCGUAGAAGGCUGUAAAAAUCUGACCACUGGCUGGUUCAAAGAGUGGAUGGAAAACGAAGCUAACAACACGAUUAGUCCCAAUUUGAAGUCCACAGUGUACUGCAGUGCAAUCGCAGCAGGAGGAGAGGAGGAGUGGGACUUUGCCUGGUCCAUGUACAAGAACGCGACGAUCGCUUCAGAAGCUGAUAAACUCAUGUAUGCUCUGUCAUGCACCAAACAGCCCUGGCUGCUGAACAGGUAUCUGAAGUAUUGUCUGGACCCAAAGAAGAUCCGUAAGCAGGAUGCCACCUUCACCAUCGUCUACAUUGCUAGUAACCCCAUCGGUCAACCUCUGGCUUGGGACUUUAUCAGAUCCAACUGGAACCACAUAUUCAAUGACUAUGGUGGUGGAUCAUUUUCCUUUGGAAGACUAAUUGAUGGAGUGACCAAACGUUUCUCCACUGAAUUUGAGUACAAGCAGCUGCUGCAGUUCAAAGAAGACAAUGCAGGGAACUUCGGCUCGGGCACCGCGUCUCUUGAGCAGGCGCUGGAGAGAACCAAAGCCAACAUGAACUGGGUGGCCAUGAACGAGAAACAGGUGUUUGAAUGGUUCACCAAAGAGGCCUCUUCUCCAGUUUAGUAAUGCAAACAAAUUUAUUCUUAAAUAUAAUGUAUAUUCUGAAUAUGAUGGAGAUUUACUUUUUAAUGUAAAGUUUUGAUAAAGCCUUUAUGUGGUUUAAGAUUAUUUGAUAUCUAAAUCUGGUUUUGUAUGUGGAAAAUUUGUUAUUUGAUGUAUGUACUGUCCCUGACAACAUUUGAAAUAUCACAGAAUUUAGCAACACAAAAAAAGGUAUAUUCUGUGCUCACUGUUUUUUGUUUGUUUUUUGUUUUUGUUUUUUUUUUUUUUGCAUUUUGCCAGACUGUGAAA
Messenger RNA from Seriola aureovittata, 3198 nucleotides. Its product is annotated as aminopeptidase Ey-like. Bases 1 to 2910 code for a protein of 969 amino acids. Gene Ontology annotation, molecular function: metalloaminopeptidase activity; zinc ion binding; peptide binding. Gene Ontology annotation, biological process: proteolysis; peptide catabolic process. Gene Ontology annotation, cellular component: cytoplasm. The record is from RefSeq and is a predicted model, not a curated record. NCBI's taxonomy places the organism in Eukaryota, Metazoa, Chordata, Actinopteri, Carangiformes, Carangidae. The transcript is spliced from 20 exons.